Exophiala xenobiotica is the source of this 1573-nucleotide messenger RNA. RefSeq lists its product as uncharacterized. Gene Ontology annotation, molecular function: ubiquitin binding; ubiquitin conjugating enzyme binding. Bases 91 to 1392 code for a protein of 433 amino acids. The record is from RefSeq and is a predicted model, not a curated record. Gene Ontology annotation, biological process: ubiquitin-dependent protein catabolic process. The transcript has 3 exons. NCBI's taxonomy places the organism in Eukaryota, Fungi, Ascomycota, Eurotiomycetes, Chaetothyriales, Herpotrichiellaceae. Gene Ontology annotation, cellular component: cytoplasm.
GCCUGAUAUACUUUCAAUCUUCCAGUUGUUGCUAGGAAUUCUUCGAGGUCACCGGAUUGAGCAGAAUAUAUCCUAUCAGCCUAUCCCAACAUGGCAAACAAUGGCGCAUCGUCGCCCGUCUCACCACUCAAGCCCUCCGAUGGUCCUCCUGAGUCUCCUACCACGGCCCGCCCGUUAGAUUUCGACAGUGACCAAGAGACCGGCACAAUAUCCACACCGACAAAGACAUCCAAGCCAGAAACACUACCUAGUCUCCCUCCUAAAGAUGACCCUGCUCCGCCCGCGAAACCUCCGAGACCAAUGAGUCCUCGGGAACAAGCAGAGAACACAUUGAAAGAGGCUUUUCCAACCAUUGAUGCCAACGUGGUGCGAGCUGUUCUGACAGCGAGUGGUGGGCAUGUUGAGCCUGCUUUCAAUGCUCUGUUGGGCAUGACAGAUCCCGACUCGCAGCGAGAACCUGAACCACCUGCCAGACCUCCUCGACCUGCUGUAAAGAAUCCUGCUUCCACACAAAUGAGUCAGCUCGAGGCAGAUGAACUCUAUGCAAGACAAUUAGCGGAGCAUUACGAAGGUUCGGACAGACAGCAACCACAGCGUCGUGGGUCUGGGGGAAGAUUCAAUGAACAUCUACCGGGGUCAAGACCUGGGCGGCCAGGCGCAAGCCCAAACCCAGAAGAUGUACCGUGGCGGAGUUUUAUUGAUGAUGACCUCCCUGAAAUCCGCGACAACAUCCGGAAAGGAUUUAUCGAAACCCAGACCACUGUAAACAAAUGGAUCACAGCGUUCAAGAAGAAAAUCGAUGGAGAAGAAGAUGACGGGACAUUUGUUGGCCAACCAGAACAACCACCACCAAUGCCACCCCGCCGCAGCGCAGAUACACGACGAAGUGCCGAUCUUCAGCGGUACGAUGCAGACAUGCAACCCAUUGGAGACGACUUUUCAAAGCUGGAACUCCGAGAUGGAGAAGCGCCACCACGCACAUCGAGCCGGCCGUUAGCCAAUCCCAACCUGUUCAAGCCCAAUGAACGGCGUCCGUCACCCGGUACAGCACGCAAGGUGUCUUUCCAAGAUGGCCCGCCUGAGGAGAUCAGGGAUAUGUACUCAGCCUCCCCCAAACCCAGCAAUGUGACGACCACCACAGCGACCGCGCCAGGAUCGGGCGGUAAGGCCAGCAAAUGGCAGCCAUUGAAAUCGGUCGAUCCGAGUCCAGUAGCCGACAAUGAUCCAUUCAGCUUGGGUGACAGUGACGAGGAAAAAGAUGCGAAGCCGAUAACUUUGACGGAUGACGAACCAGUAAAAGAUGAUGCUACAGACUCGAAAGCUGAUGAUGACCAAGUCAAGAAAGCUACUGACGAAGCUAUGAAGGAGGGUAUUGGCGCAGGAAGCAAGUAGGGACCGUGUUUGGUAAUCGGAAUUGACCACAGCCAUGUGGAAUGGCACAAACGUUACAUCACGAUCUCAUUUGCGCGGAGAAUGAUCUCGACGGCCGCGUAUAUAUUUUCUUUAACUGAAGUACAUCUCAGGGUCAUGAUCCAACUGAGAAUCUAUCAGGACAGGCUUGAUUGAAUAUAAC